This is a messenger RNA of Ananas comosus (pineapple), 6963 nucleotides long. RefSeq names its product thyroid adenoma-associated protein homolog. The transcript is spliced from 6 exons. Gene Ontology annotation, biological process: tRNA methylation. Bases 360 to 6773 code for a protein of 2137 amino acids. The record is from RefSeq and is a predicted model, not a curated record. NCBI's taxonomy places the organism in Eukaryota, Viridiplantae, Streptophyta, Magnoliopsida, Poales, Bromeliaceae. Gene Ontology annotation, cellular component: cytosol.
CCGUCCCCGACUAAACCCUAAACCUCUCUCUCUCUCUCUCUCUCUCUCUCUCCUCAUCUGAGAGGGUUCCCGCACAGUCGCGUAGAAACCCUAAACGGCCGAACAACGCUCUCGCCCUCGACUCCUCGAUCGCCAUUGUUCAUCGCCCUGUCGCGCUCUUCCUCCGUCCUCGCCUUUUGCUCGGAGGUGGACGACGAGAUCGAGGAGGAGUUGGUGGCGAUAUCUAGGGUUAGCUCUCCUUUUGAGCACCGGAUCUCUAGGAAGAGGACAAAUACAAAUAAAAGGAUCAGAAUCCUCAAAACGUAGUGAUCUUCACUCAGUACAAUUGUUUGCAGGAAGAGCAAGAAAAGGAGGUAAAGAUGUCAGGAAAAUGGCGAGCUUUGCAACAUCGCCACCGAUACACUUACACGUCGGUCGUGUUCCCCAAAUCCUUCUUCGAAUCCCUCGAUCUCGUGCCGCCGGAGAUCUUCUCCUCCAUCGAUUUUUUCCCCCAAUUGAAGCAUUUGAUCUCCCUUAACUCCACUUACUCCCAAAUCUCUGAAGUGAAGAAUCUUUCGUUUGCUUUCUCCCGGCUGCUCUCCUCUCCGGAAAUGUCUGAUCAUGUUGUAACAACUGCCACGCGGCUUUAUCUAGAAAUUCUCUUUCUCGAGAACUCUUUGCCGCUCCAUCGGACGCUGAUUUCUGCUCUCACCAAGAGCCGAAAGUUCCUUCCCAUGAUUGGUGGCUGCUUUGCCGCCCUUUGUGAGGAAUACGGAAACCCUAAUAAGAAAGGAAAGAAGAGAUUCCUGGUUUCCCGGGCAGCAUUAUCUCUAAUUGGGUACCCAAAAUUAGGGUUUUUGAAUGAGGCUGUCGAGAGGUGUUCGAACAUAAUAGCAAUGGAUGUGGCUACUGGCUUGGAAGGAGUUCUAUUGGAUAUACAAAGAGGUUCCCGGCCCUCACCAGUAGUUAUGGAACAGUGCCAAGAGGCUAUGUCUUGCUUGUAUUACCUGCUUCAGAGGUAUCCAUUCAAAUUUUUGGGGUUGGAAGAGGAUUCAAAUGUCUUCAAGAGGGUUAUAAGGACCAUACUUGGUGUUCUCAAGUCGUCGGCUUUUUCGAGAGACUGUUUAGUUGCCUCUGGUGUGGGCUUCUGCGCAGCAAUUCAAGUAUUUAUGAGCCCCAUAGAGCUCUCACUUUUUAUUUCAAGAGUAUUUUUUGGAUUUUGCUCUCAAAAUGAAGAGAUUGUGGAUUUGAGUGUGAAGAAAAUUCUCCCAGAUAGCGAUUUAAGUUCAGAAAUUGCAGAUUUCUCGGUUUUGAGUAGACUUUGUUUGCUCAGAGGGAUUCUAACGGCGAUACCGAGGAGUGUACUCAACAUGCAGCAGGUCCAUUCUACUAGUGGAUCUUCGUGGACUAUGUUAUAUAGUGGGAUCUUGCCUGAGCUCUGUAACUAUUGCGAGAAUCCCGUUGAUAGCCACUUCAAUUUCCACGCCCUAACAGUUACCCAGAUUUGUUUGCAACAGAUAAAAACUUCUAUAUUGGCAGACCUGGGCGACUUCUCCGGAGACUGCAAUCUUAUUUCAGAAGAAGUGAUCGGCCGUAUUGUGAGGAUCAUAUGGAACAAUCUGGAAGACCCUUUGAGUCAGACAGUGAAGCAGGUGCAUCUUAUUUUUGAUCUUCUCUUGGAUAUCAUAUCAUCCCUUCCAUUGGCCAAAGAUAAUAAUGGAAGCAAGCCGUUUCUGUACAAGAUUGCAGGGGACCUUCUUGUCCUUGGUCCCCGUUGCAAGGGCAGAUAUGUUCCUUUGGCUUCUCUCACUAGGCGGUUGGGUGCAAAGUCUCUCCUAAACUUGAAUGCUAACCUUCUUUUUGAAACAGUAUACAGUUACAUAGAUGAUGAUGUUUGCUGUGCUGCCACGUCAUUCUUGAAAUGCUUCCUCGAGUGCUUGCGUAAUGAGUGUUGGAGUGAUGACGGUGUUGAUAAAGGAUACGAAUCUUUCAGAGUUCUAUGCCUGCCUCCCUUGAUGCAGGGACUUGUAUCCGGUCAUUCGAAACUCCGAUCUAACCUGAAUACUUAUGCUCUUCCUGCUGUUAUUGAGACUGACUCCGAUAGCAUAUUCUCAAUGCUUGCCUUCAUUUCUGUUGGGCCCGGGACUGGAGAGAGUAAAUUCAAUGCGGAUCUGAAGACUGACCAGUGUAUAGCUGCACUAGUUUCCCUUCUCAAGGUGUCACGAACCCUUGCUCUUCUUGAAGGGGAUAUUGAUUUGGAUAGCGAUCCAUCAUCACAAACAUUAUCGCAAAAGAAAGAUGCAGAAAAGUUUGCUGCUUUAUCUAUCAAAGGAAUUAAUGUGAGAGUUCUUGUCAAAUGGUUUGUUUUAGCGCUGACCCAUUCUGAUGAGAGCCUGAGAAUAGAUGCGGCAGAAUCUCUCUUCUUGAACCCCAAGACAUCUAGCCUUCCAUCCUCCUUUGAGCUCAGGUUGGUGAAAGCAGCGGUGCCUUUGAAUAUGAGAUGUAGCUCAACAGCUUUCCAGAUGAAGUGGACUAGCUUAUUCAAGAAAUUCUUUUCUAGGGUUCGAACGGCAUUGGAGAGGCAGGUAAAGCAAGGCCUUUGGUUGCCAUUUGCAGGUAUUGGUGUUAAAAAUUGCGGCGAUUAUGCUAGGAAUGGAGAGGUCUCUAGAGCAGAGGACCUUUUUCAAUUUGUGAGGUGGCUGAGUUGCUUUCUCUUUCAAUCAUGCUAUCCUUCUGCUCCGUAUGAGAGGAAAACCAUGGCCAUGGAACUUAUUCUAAUAAUGCUUGAUGUUUGGCCUAUAAAACUGCCUCGAGGAAAUCACGGUCUCAAUCCUUAUACUGAAGUUAUUACAUCGCCAGAUUCGACAUUGUCGUUAGCAGGAUCUAUUGUAGAUAGUUGGGAUAGACUAAGAGAAAAUUCUUUUCGGAUUCUCUCAUGCUUUCACACUCCACUUCCUGGAAUUUCCUCAAAUAAUUCAGUUAAUGAUCUGAUCAGGUGGGCCAAAACACUGGUUUGCAGUCCACGAGUCCGAGAAAGUGAUGCUGGUGCCCUAACUCUGCGGCUUGUAUUCAAGAAGUAUGUUGUCGAGCUUGGUUGUCUUGUUGAUAAUUCUGGAAAUAUUGACCUCCUCAAGACAAGUCAAGCUGAAAAUGGAUACCCACAAGUUUCUAAAUAUGGAAACCAUAUUGUACAGUACAUUUCAUCACUAGUUGAAUGGCUGCGUGCUGUUGUUGAAGAGGGUGAAAGGGAUCUUUCUGAAGCAUGCAGGAAAAGCUUUGUUCAUGGAGUUCUGCUCACACUUCGAUACACAUUUGAGGAGUUGGAUUGGAAUUCUGAGGUGCUGUCAAGCAGCUCUGACUUGAGGCGUUUAUUGGAGGAGCUUCUUGAGCUUAUUGUCCGUAUAACUUCUUUAGCCCUAUGGGUGGUUUCUGCUGAUGCAUGGUAUAUGCCCUAUGACAUGGAUGAUAUGGUAGAUGACACCGCAUUUUCCCCAGACGAGCUGAUAGAGGAGGACCAAACUGAAUCAGAACCAUUAGACAAGAAUUUGAAAUCUGAGGAUAAUGCAAGACCAGCAGAGCAUGUUGUUAUGGUUGGCUGCUGGCUUGCUAUGAAAGAGGUAAGUCUUCUUUUUGGAACCAUUAUUAGGAAAGUUCCACUGCCUAGCUGCACAAUUUCAAAUUCAUCUACAGAUGAUUGUUCCCUUAAUAAUGUUGACGAAUCUGCAAUACAUACUGAAUUGCUUGACUUGGUACAAUUGGAGACAAUGGGAAACCAUUUCUUGCAAGUUCUUCUUAAAAUGAAGCAUAAUGGUGCGAUCGAUAAGACAAGAGCUGGAUUUACCGCUCUUUGCAAUCGACUUCUCUGCUCAAAUGAUUCAAGGCUUUGCAAAAUGACCGAGUUGUGGUUGGAACAACUGAUGGAUAGGACCAUUGCUAAAGGGCAAACAGUGGAUGAUCUGUUAAGGAGGAGUGCAGGAAUUCCUGCUGCGUUUAUUGCUCUUUUUCUAGCAGAGCCAGAAGGAACACCAAAGAAGUUACUUCCUAGGGCAUUAGAAUGGCUAAUAGGCAUUGCUAAGAGGUCUUUGUCCCCUAUAAAUGAAGGCAAUAACCAGAAGGCAGAAGUUGAAAAUGCGUUGAUCUCAAAGAUCCGAGAUGAGGGUGUGGUCCCCACCGUGCAUGCAUUCAACGUACUUAGGGCCGCCUUUAAUGAUACAAAUUUAGCGGCAGAUACAUCUGGCUUUUCUGCAGAGGCUAUGAUACUUUCGAUACAGUCAUUUUCGUCUCCUUACUGGGAAAUACGGAAUGGUGCUUGUCUUGCAUAUACUGCAUUGGUUCGUCGUAUGAUAGGAUUCUUCAAUGUGCAGAAGCGUGAAUCAGCGCGGCGUUCGUUGACUGGAGUUGAGUUCUUCCACAGGUACCCAGCUCUUCAUCCCUUUAUUUUUGACGAAUUGAAGAUCACCACCAAGCUGCUGGACGACGGUAUUUCCAGCAAUAUAGAAUCAAACAUUGCAAAAGCCAUACGCCCUAGCUUGUGUCCCAUUCUUAUUCUUUUAUCCAGGCUUAAGCCUUCACCAAUCAGUUCUGGAACAGAUGGUGCUCUCGAUCCCUUCUUGCUAGUCCCUUUCAUCCAAAAGUGUGCUACCCAAAGCAACCUUCGAAUUCGUGUUCUUGCAUCAAGGGCUCUAACUGGUUUGGUAUCUAAUGAGAAAUUACAGUAUGUUAUUAAUGAGGUGGGCCAUAGUUUGCCUGUUGGGAAGCAUCAUUUGGUUUCAUUUAAUUCGAUUCAUGGGCUUCUGUUGCAGUUAUCUUCUCUCCUUGAUGGCAAUUUGAGAAAUCUAACUGAUGUUAUUAAGAAGGAUCAGAUUCUUGGCGAACUAAUCCAUGUGCUCUCCGACUGUUUGUGGCUUGGUAGUACUACGUCAUGCCCCUGUCCUACCCUAAACAGCUCAUUUAUCCGGGUACUGGAUCUGAUGCUUGAUGUUGCAAGAAUGGGCGCCAGCAGACAUGCUGUUGUAAUCCAAACUUUGCUUUUUGAGUUAACCUCUCAAUGCUUAAACGGUGAAAAUUCUUGUGAAUUGACUUUUCAUGAUCCAACGAAAAUUGAGCUUCAAAAGCAAGCAGCUUUGUCUUAUUUCAGUUGCCUUUUGGGAGGAAAUUCUGAAGCCACUGCAGAAGAUAUCCAGCUACAGAGAUUUAAUCUGCAAUGUUCAAAGUUGUCAGAGAUGCCUGAAGUGGAAAUGUCCGUCACCGAACUUCACGAAAGAAUUGCAUCUUGUAUUUCUAAUUCUGCAUAUGAAGUCAGGGCUGCGACAAUGAAGAGUCUUCUUAAGCUCGCAAAAACUAUGAGACCUGGUGAGGGUGAAGGCGCUAUGCACCAGUGGGCGAGGCGUAAUCUGCUGUCUGUUCUGAUGAACCAUUUAUUUGUGGAAGAGAACCCAAAAUGUGUGUAUUACAUUCUAAAGGCCAUCUUCUCGUGGAGUACUAAACUAGGAGAGCCUGUCAAUCGUGGAGGAAAUUUUGAAUUGGUAUUUCAUUUUUGGGACAGGCUGGUUCAUUUGAACAGCAUCAUGACACAGUCAAAAACCCGCGAAGUUAUUAUUCGCUGCAUGGCUCUUUGUGUGAAGCAGCUUGUGAAGUUGGUUAGGAGCUCUAUCUUCAUUAACCAAUCUCAGCAAGAAGAGACCGCAACUGUCUGUGGCAAAGCCAACCAAUCUGCGAGAUCAGUGGUGGCUAUUGAAACGAUUAAUUCUUUUAUCAAGCUAGUUAAAGGUCACAGUGCACCAUCUGAACCUGUGAAUAUGAGAAGGGCUGCUGCAGAAGCCAUAAUUGCGUCCGGGCUGCUCGAAGAAGCUGCUUAUGCUGCUUCUUUUGUGUCUAAUAAUCAAAUUCCAUUAGAAUCAGAUGACUGUGAUAUUGAGGAGAAAUGCACCAAGGCCACUGAAGAGGAAAUCACAAACCUCUAUGCUUACAUGAUAUUAGAUGUAUGGUUCACAUGUAUUCAAUUGUUGGAGGAUGAAGAUGUGGUGCUUAGACAAAGACUUGCAAAGGACGUUCAGAAGUGCAUCAUAAUCUCAAGUGGAUCGAGCAAUAAUGACUUAUGUAGCGAUGCAGUGCCAACACAAGUGGAUAGGGUCAUUGAAUUAAGUUUCGACUUUUUAGCUUCAGUGUUUGGCCACUGGCUCGAGUACCUAAGUUAUUUAUCGAGGUGGGUUAUCGAUACUGCCGGUUCUUUGGAGUCCCGUGGAGAUUUAGUUCGACAGAUAUUUGACAAAGAAAUCGAUAACCAUCACGAGGAAAAGCUGUUGAUUUGUCAGAUCUGUUGCUCUCACCUACAGAAGCUGUCAGUGUCUAAUUAUAGAGCAGCUCGUGACCACCCAAAAAUGGAAGCAAUUUUCCUGAAUUGGAGACAAAAAUUCUUGCAACAAUUGAUGUCAAUUGCGAGUAGCUUUUUAGAGAACGACGGAAGAACAGAGUGGAUUGGAGGCAUAGGUAACCACAAGGAUGCUUUCAUAUCAGUGUAUGCAGACUUACUCGGCCUUUUUUCACUAACACAGUACAGAAUUGAUGGAUAUUCUUCAGCAGAACAAUUAAGUGAUGCAGAUAAGCUUUAUUUAUCAGAGUUCUCGGAAGUCGCAGGAAUUAUCGGACCAUUUCUCAGAAACCCAUUAAUCUCUAACCUAUAUUAUUUAGUGACUCAGUCACAUGAGAAGAUGCUUGGACCUCUGCAGGCUCCACAAUGUCAACAAGAUUGUUUAGUCUGGGAUGGUUUUGAUCCUUAUUUUCUUCUCAGGUGACAGCAAUUUUUUUGUAUCAUUAAUCUCUGUUGUAAUCUUUGAGCCAAUUAAUCUUCCAUGGAGAAAUUAUAGUGUAGUUCUUUCAGAUUAUACUAGGCCAUUUUCUGUAUCAUAUGUUAAUAAGUGCUCAUUUUACAAGUGAAAUUAAAAUAUCAAUCCCAUGGUGAGGAAACUGCAGCGGCUUGUGUUG